Haliotis rufescens (red abalone) is the source of this 2123-nucleotide messenger RNA. Its product is annotated as gem-associated protein 6-like. The record is from RefSeq and is a predicted model, not a curated record. Gene Ontology annotation, biological process: spliceosomal complex assembly; spliceosomal snRNP assembly. The coding region runs from base 531 to 1052 and encodes 173 amino acids. Lineage: Eukaryota; Metazoa; Mollusca; Gastropoda; Lepetellida; Haliotidae. The transcript is spliced from 2 exons. Gene Ontology annotation, cellular component: SMN complex; nucleus.
GGAAGUGAUCAGGGGAGAUAAUAAAACAAGGGGAAUGGAGCACGUUGAACCUUUGUGAAAGUUUUUGCAGAGCAAUGGCAGCAACUUAUGCAGAAAAUGAACUCAAUUUGCUUCCAGCAAUCUAUGAUGUAAUACGCAGUAUUGAAAAGGACUCACAUGAUGUCAAUCAAAAGAUGACUGAUCUUAAAAACCAACUACAGAAAGCUCGAGAAAGUGUUGACAAACUUUCUGGUGUCCAGACAAGCAAAGACGAACAAUUGAAGAAAAUAGAUAUCCUUCGGAAACAGCUGACACUGAAGACAGAGUUACUACAAAAAUACAAGAAGCUGAACAACUUUGAAUUGGGGCAUUGACACUCUUGUUAAAAUAUCAUCAUUCUGUUUUUACUCUACCAUCGAACCUCAGUUCUGUUACUCAUACACCUCAUUACUGAAGCCUUCUUAUAUGACUGCCUUUCUGCAUUUGAGAAGACAUUUAUAGAGAAUAUUUCCCAUUUAGCUCUUUGAAAAUUCAUAUUAAUUGUUUGAUUAAUGAUGGAAGGGGAUACCAAGGCUCAUGCCAUCUAUAACAAGGAUCCUGAAGAAUGGAUGCAGUUUGUGUAUAAACAAGUCACAGUUCUGGCUGAGGAUGGGACCGAACAUACAGGUUGGGUGUUUACUGUAGACCCAGUUUCAGAAACCAUUGUCCUGGCUCAGUUUGAUCAAGAUGGCAAUGUUAGCAUUGACAUUAUUAACGGCAGCACUGUAUCUAAGGUAACUGUUAUCAACAAUAAUACAGAAAUAUAUAGAGUCCAACUUGAUCAGCUGUUCAAGCCUGCUUCAGUCUUAGCCUUGACCCCUGAUGAAAUGAAGAGGAGACAACUCUUGCUAAAAUCCUGGCUGGAAAAAAAUCGAAUUCCAGUCACUGUUGAUGGAGACAUUUUGACAAUUGCGGAUGCUCUCUUUAUUGAGCCACCAUAUGGGUUUGAAAAUUGUCGCAGUACAAAUGAAAUUGUGCUUGGUAGAAUUCAAGGUUUGAUAAAAAAUAUGCCUGAAGAUCAUGACACUUGGUGAUAAAUGUCGCAUAUACAUUCCUUCUUAUGUUCGGUUUUGUACUGCAAUUAUUUUUACCAAAGUUGUGAUCAAAUAUUUCAGUCACAGAUCAUAAAUAACAAAACAUUUUAGAGAGAAAAAAUCGGGCAAUUGAUUUCUGGAAUUUUGUUCAUCUUGAAAUAUGAUGUCUUCUUUUUGCUAAAAAGGUAACUGGCUGGCAAUCUGGGCCAGACAGUGUUGAAAAGAACAGGCCCUAAUUCACGAUAUCGGGGCCAAUGUUGGCCCUGUUUUCUCAGGUGCUGUAAAUUGCUGUGCAGAGUUGCGUCCCUUAUAUUUUUAGGUUUGUGUGCAACAUACCCCAGUGGGGGGUUUGACUACAGUGGUAAUUGUCCGAAACCUGCAUCACUUCAGGCAUUUUUCUCACAUUAAGCUGACACUCGUCACUUAUCAAAUUGAAUGUAUUAGGAUGCAGGAAGUCGUGUCCGAUAAAUUCCUGAUAGCUCGACCAUCAAUACUUAAGUCUUUUAUAUACAUUCCUCCUUCACCCGUGAAUAAACUGCUGUGUCGAAUGAAAGCGAUAUGAAAGCUUUAGCUCGACACACCAGGAGCAUUCUUCUGUUGCUUUAUUUAUCAUGUUUCUAGGCGACUGAUCAGCCUUUUUAAAGACUAUUCCUGGAGACGAGUGUAAAUCUUCACCAGUCCUCAGAGUUUGAAGCAGGUCCUGCUUGAACAAAACAAACAUGUUAGCCAUGUUUACAUUUUCUGUCAGUUUUGUUAAGUUCCACUUUGUAGAAAAAUUGGUUAACUGGUUCAGAAUUUUAGCCCUCAAAUGUUACUCGUCAAUGAGGACAACCAUCGUUGAAGUUUUACUUGUCCUCAGCACAAUUUAGUAGUACAUGUAUUGGGCUUACAGACUAGCAUGAAUUUUUAGGCUGAACAUCAAACAUACCCUUGUUGUGUUGCAAGGUUUAGACCUGUAACUUAGUAUAUGUUUAGACACAUUGUAUCAUGUUCAUUAUGUGUCAAGAUGUCAAUCAAAGUGAUGAGAUGAUCAUAUACAUGUUCAAUGAGGAAUAAAUGUUUUCAGAUCUU